Molecule: messenger RNA, 3060 nt
Organism: Didymella exigua CBS 183.55
Lineage: Eukaryota; Fungi; Ascomycota; Dothideomycetes; Pleosporales; Didymellaceae
Exons: 4
Coding region: 1-3060 (1019 amino acids)
Molecular function (GO): oxidoreductase activity; molybdenum ion binding
Source: RefSeq, a predicted model, not a curated record
AUGCCACACCACAUCCCCUGGCGCGUCCAGGUCACCGACCACCCCGGCUCAACCGCCGAAGACAUCAAAAAUGAGCCGGACUGGAAGAACAUCCACGGACACAGUCAUCGUGUGGGCUUCAGGAACAACCAAGGUGAUCGCCUGCCGGGUAUCACGCACCGCGACGACGAGCGCAUCGAAGACGCAGAGAAGAUGGGCGAUGAAGCCAAGGCUGAGUACGAGAAGCUCAAGCAGCGGGACUGGAUCAAUAAUGAGGAGGAGUGGCCUGCGAACAUCAAGAGGAAGCAGCAGGAGGAGGAAAAGAAGAGGAAGGAGCAGGUAGAGACAGGUAAAGGCGGUGAUGACAAGGAAGAGGAUAGGAGCAAUGCGAAAGACUCAAAAGAUGGUAAUGAUCAAGAUCAGGGAAGUCAGGACGAAGAGAAGUGGAAGCACGAGACUGGCCAGAAUGGCAAGCACCACGAUGCCUACGCAAGCAAGGGCGCAUCAGACUCCGGCUAUUCAAGUGAUGAGUCGGAAAAGCACAAAACAAAGUAUGAGAAACUGAGGGAAUGGUACACACCUCAAGAGAUUGCACUAUUGCGGGCGUUGCAACAUGAGAAUGACUACAUCACGAAGCUGGAGCAGAAUGAUGGCAAGCGCCUAAGUCCGCAACACAACAACUGUAGCACUAUUUCCAUCGACGAAGCAGAUCAAUUCUCACCUGACAACUGGCUCCCGCGCUCACCAGAUCUUAUCCGCUUGACUGGCAAACAUCCUCUGAACGCUGAAGCGCAUCUUACCCAUCUCUUCGAGGCUGGCCUCAUCACACCAAAUGAGCUGCAUUACGUCCGCAAUCAAGGCGCUGUCCCUCGGUUUUUGUGGGAGUUUCAUAAAUUGGAUAUCGAGAACGGCAAACUCAUACUCUCUAUGGAUGAUCUGAAAAACAAACUCGACACACUUAGCAUUCCCGUCGCAUUAGCUUGCGAUGGCAAUCGUCGCAAAGAGCUAAACCUGGUCAAGAAGUCGAAGGGCUUUAGCUGGGGCGCGGGAGCUGUGAGCUGUGCGUACUGGAAAGGCCAGCUGUUGCGAGACGUCCUUCUCGAAGCAGGGAUUGAGCACAAGAUGGCAGAAGGCAAGCGCUACUGGGUCAACUUCGAAGGCGCCGACGAACCGAGCGAGGGCAGGUAUGCUACCUGCAUACCUUUCGACUACGCCAUGGAUUCAACAAAUGACGUGAUACUGGCAUUGGAGAUGAAUGACAAACCUUUGCCGCCAGAUCAUGGGUAUCCCGUGCGGCUGAUGAUUCCAGGAUACGUGGGUGGUCGUUGUGUCAAAUGGCUAAAGCGCAUCUGGGUCUCAGAGAAGGAAAAUGACUCGUAUUACCACAUCUGGGAUAACCGAGUUCUGCCUUCGUUUGUCACCGAGAAGGAUGGCGAGUUCGCGGAGACUCUUUUCAGGCAUCCCGACACAGCAUGCAACGAACAGAAUCUCAACUCCGUGAUCGCUAAGCCAGCUCAAGGUGAGAAAAUUCCACUCGCAGCAGCAAAGAAAGGCGAGACAUAUCGCAUCGAAGGGUACGCAUACGAUGGCGGAGGCCAUGAAGUGCAACGAGUGGAAGUCUCACUCGACGACGGAGAGACAUGGCUCUACUGCAUUCGAAAGUUCCCCGAUGCACCGAUCCGUCACGGCAAGAAGUUCUGGACGUGGCUGCACUGGCACGUGGAUGUCGACUUUACGCAUCUUUUGCGAGCAAAGAGCAUUACUGCCCGCUGUUUCAAUGUUUUUAAAAACACAGAGCCUCAGCAUGGCAGUUGGAAUGUCAUGGGCAUGAUGAAUAAUGGAUGGCACCCAAUUGAGCCAGGAACUGGUGACGACGGUUGGAUGAAGCCCAUCACCGAGAACCAGGUUGCAACGGCGAAGCAAGAGGCUGGCGCACCGUCGAAGCAGUUCACGAGAGAGGAGAUCGAGAAGCACAACAAAGACAGUGAUUGCUGGAUCGUCGUCGAUAACAAGGUGUACGACGCGACAAGCGUGCUAGACUGGCACCCCGGUGGCAAGACAGCGGUCAUGAGUCACGCUGGAAAGGUGCACGCCGAGACGAGCAGUGAGUUUGAGAGCAUCCACGAUGGCUAUGCAUACCAGAAGCUCAAAGAAUGCAUUCUCGGCACAGUGACCGACAAAGCUGCGGCGUUCAUCAAGCAGAGCGUUGAAACUGCAGCCAAGGAAAAGGCUGAAUCAUCACACGGCUCAGACAAACUCACAUUGCAGAAACACAGAUGGGUACCAAUCAAAUUGCUUGAGCGUAAAUCAAUUUCCGACGAUACACGAGCCUACACCUUCCAGCUUCCUGACGGCAAACCGGACCUUGGCCUUGGCACAUGCCAGCAUGUGCAGCUGGGUUUCCAUAUGAAAGACCGCAUGCUGAUCCGCUCAUACACACCCACAAAGCCAUUGCUUCCGGAUGGCAAGUCCAGCAACAACAAGGAUCGGAACUUCUGCGAUGGUAAUGGCACCUUUGAGCUCACGGUGAAGACCUACUUCCCCACCGACGAGCAGCCCGGUGGCGCCAUGUCCAACAUUCUGGACUGCAUGCCCAUUGGCGAGGAGAUCGAGAUCCGCGGGCCGACAGGUGAGAUCGAGUACAACGGCAACGGCUCCUUCACGAUAUCAGACAAGGAGUACACAUUCAACCGCAUCAACCUCAUUCUCGGCGGCAGCGGAAUCACUUCCGGUUACGCACUGCUCGCGCGCGCCAUGCUGUCUUCCAACGACAAGGCAGAGAUCCGCAUCGUCGAUGCCAACGAGAGUGAGAAAGAUAUCCUGCUCAGGGAGGCACUCGACGAAUUCGAAAAGAACAGCAAUGGUAGGUUGAAGAUGACGCACGUGUUGAGUCAUCCAUCAGAUGGAUGGAAGGGUACGAAGGGCCACAUUAACGCGGACAUUAUCAAGCAAGCGCUGUUCGAGCCAGGUGAGAAGGUGGGAGUCUUCUUGUGCGGGCCGCCUGCCAUGAUCCAGAAGGCGGCCCUGCCUGCCCUGAAGGAGUGGGGCUUCAAGGAAGAUGAAAACGUGUUUGGGUUCUAG